AACGCUGAAGCAGGCACUCCUGUUCCACCCUAAAGCAAGGGAGGAGAAGUUCAACUGCAUUCCUGCCACCAACAGUCCUGCUGCUAUCAAUAAAGCAGCUGUUGCAGCUGCUACCACCGAUCAGGUUUAAGGGAAAAAUCUGCACUUUUCGUGUAUGUGUGCGUGUGCGUUAGGGAAGGAGGUCAGAGUGCAAGCUCGGUGAGGAGUGUGUGUUGAUGUUCUCCUGCUUUCAUGUCUGCUUUCAGAAAACGUCAGGGAGGCGGAGUUGUGUGAUCAAAUAAAACAAGACCAGACGUCCAAGAAGAGCAUCAAAUGAAAGCAGGUACAUCACGAUGUCUUCUCUGAAGCAGCAGCAGGACAGCAUCUCCAGCGUGGCAGAGUCAAUGGGCCCAGAGUCGUGGUCCAAGGUUAGCUGUCCAUGUUGUGUGUCAUCUGAGGUGGAGCCGCUGGUUCUGAUUCAACUGGGUGAGAAUGUGAAGUCCAACACCAAGCAGUGGAUCAUGUCCAUGAUCUCAGCACCUAAUAAGAAAGGAGGGGCACACCUACUCGUACACCCUGGUGAAGAUGCCAGCUGGGGUCGGAUUGUGGUUGCGGCACCUCGCUGUACCUUACUCAGGGUCACAGAAGAACUGGGACUCUGCAAAGCUGACAAAGAGGGCAAUAUGGUCUUGUUUUCCUUUCAUGAUCGCAACAACUUUAAUAACAUCAAUGACAUGCAGAAGUUCCUGACUCUGGCUGAGAGACAGUACAUCGUCCAACAUGAGCUGGAGUCCAUGAGAGCCGUGCAAGACCGGUGCAUUCCUGGACUACCUGGAGACAAGGGCGUUCUUAAAUCCAGACAAAACAUAUUUCAGAAGCUGCAGAAGGCAGGAGUGAUCCAGGAUGUUUUCCCCCUGUGUGAUGAAAAGGAGCUAAAGGCUCUUGGCAAAGAGUGGUAUUUAAAGAAACGCUUGUGGGGACAGCCUUUAGAUUCCAUUCAUGCUUACUUUGGUGGCUCCAUUGCUUUCUACUUCAGCUUCUUAGACUUCUACACAUGGGCUUUGGUACCUCCAGCAAUUCUGGGCUUUUACAUAACCUUCUUCCUUCCUGGAGCCCUGCCCCCUGAUGGACCGAAAGCAGACAAUUCAACCCCUGGCCCGGAUUCCUUAGAUGUUGGCGACAACCAUCUGGCUAUGAGUGCCCACAUGGUGCAGGCUGUGUUCAGCAUGAUCUGGUCGACUGUGUUCAUAGAGCUAUGGAAGAGACGAAGUGCUGCGCUGUCAUACCGCUGGGGGGCACUGACACUAACUGAGCAGUUCCAGGAACCACGGCCUGGUUUCCAGGGCGAGUUGGGUAUCAGUCCUGUGACGGGCAGAACAGAACCACUCUUCCCCGAUUGGCAGAGACAGUUGCGGGUGGGCCUGGUCUCUGUGCCUGUGGUCGGACUUUUCCUUGGAUUUGUUGUUCUCGGCAUGGUGGGAUUUUAUUACUGUGAAAGCACCAUGGCUUCAAUUCACAAGGCUUCUGGAUCCAUUAUAACGGCUACUUUGUCCUACCUGCCCUCCAUCAUUCAUAUUGUCUACACCAAUGUGCUGGGGAACACCUACCGCUUUGUUGCACUGAAGCUCACUGAGUGGGAGAACCACAGAGAAGAAUCGGCUUUUCAGAAUCAUCACACCACUAAAGUUCUGGUGUUCACCUUUUUCAACAACUUUGCUGUGCUGUUCCACAUUGCCAUCUUCAAACAGGACCUGCUUCUCCUACACAAGAGGCUGUCAUCGCUGCUGAUCUUGACUCAGCUGGUGAACCAGUUCACGGAGGUGGUGGUGCCGUAUGUAGUAGAUCGUUUCUACAGCUCUUCACAGAAGGAGCUGAAGGAGGACGACCCAGCUGCUGAUCACAUGCAGGCCGAAGGCAGUCUGCCCCCGUUUCCUGGUCUGUUUCUGGAGUACAUUGAGCUGCUGGUGCAGUUUGGUUAUCUGAGUCUCUUCUCAUGUGUGUAUCCACUCACGGCCGUGCUUCUGCUAAUUAACAAUAUCACAGAGAUACGCGGUGAUGCGUUUAAGAUCUGCUGCCUCUUCCGAAAGCCUUUCUCUCGACCCGAGGCCAGCAUAGGCGUUUGGCAGACAGCAUUUGAGGUGUUGGCGUUUUUCUCGGUCAUGUCAAACUGCUGGCUGCUGUUUUUAGCUCCACGACUAAAAAUGUUCACUCAGGACACCGGACUAAACCCGAGCACUGUGCUGAUCUUCAUCAUCAUGGUGGAGCACAUUCUGAUUGUGGUGAAAAUGAUUCUGGCCUUUGUUAUUCCUGAUGAACCAGACUGGGUCCAAAUCAAGAGGCAACAGAUUGAAUAUCACACCAUGAUGGCCUUCAAAGAACAGUCUGGAGCAGAAACACCACAACUAUAAUCCCCGCUAUAUCAUCACUUGGUCCUGCCACUCAGAACGUGAAGCAUUCCCAGACUGCUGAGCUCCCUCAUUCAUAACCCUGAGAGGGAGGGAAACGGACACAGAGGUGUGGCAGCAGCCAGCAAGUUCAUGAGACCAUCACCACCUUUAAUGAUUAAUAACUUCUCAUUAUGCUCUGUUGCACCGUGAGUUACAGGGGUGCCAAAUGGUGCCUGACUGCUUGGGGGAAAUUUGGACCAGUCUAAACAACUGGACUCUGUGUUUCCCCCUAGAGGACUGCUGUAGUAUUGAACAAAGGCUUUUUAAAGAUGUGGUAUAUAAAAAAACAGCGCAGAAUAUAGAAGUUAGUGAGCUAAAAGGGCAAUGUAAGGUACAUGCUAAGUUAAUUUGCUAGCUCACUCACCCACCCUGACACCUGUAGGCUAAUUGGCCUGUUAGUUGGUAGCCUCUUACGAGGCUGUCUGCAUCUAUCUUGAGCAUGCUUCAUCCACCACCGGCUUGCUAGGCCUGUCAUGGUGCUAGCUCACUAACCCAUAUGUCUGUGUUUGGCGCAAGCAUACAUAUGCCCAGGCGUGGUAUUUUAAAUAUUUUCUAAUACGUCUUAUGACAGAAUUGCACAUAUGUAAUACAUCAUGCUUAGACUGGUUGUCAAACAGCAUAUAAAUCAUACACAUUCAUGAAUGUCAUUACGUUGUGUCUCAAACCACGUCCUAUGACCUCAUAUAUACGUAUUUAGUGUUGAUUUGUAUAUAGAAUGCCUUGUUAAAUGAGUGGUUUGAUAAAUUUAACCAUUCUGUACUUGAUAAAAUAUUAAAUUGCACAUGAUGUUAAAAAAAAACCCAAAAGUGUCAGGCUAGAACACUUUUAUUUAGCAACAAAUUCUCAUUCCGUUCCAUAUUGGUUUUGUCUAUCUGCUACCAGCCCCUUCCCUUCUGUUUUAUGGUGCAUGAUAAAGUAGGUUAAUGUAAAAAGUAUACAUUACUCUUCACUUCAUUUGUUCAGCAAAUACAGUCCGACUUCUGACUAAUUUUACUGUACUAUUUUUUUAUAUUUCUCAGUGUAAACACACUAUUCACUUAUAGUAAAAAAAAAAAAAAAAAAAAAAAAAAAAUAUAUAUAUAUAUAUAUAUAUAUACACACACACACACACAUAUAUAUAUAUAUAUAUAUAUAUAUAUAUAUAUAUAUAUAUAUAUAUAUACACACACACACACACACACACACAGUUGCUAUCAGAAAUAUUCAACCCCCUCACCUCAAAAGACAUAGUGAUGUGGAUGAAAGCUUAUGACAAAAAACGUCAUUAAACAAACAACAAAAAAAAGAUUGAUACAUAUUUGAGUUAUUUUUACAACAGAAGUUGACUUAACUUUGAAGUUCAAAUGAAAAUGUAAAUCUUUCUUUGAACACAAGUGCACUAUUAUUCAACCCCCAGCUUCAGUACUUUGUGGAGCAUCCUUUAGCUUUUAUAACUUCUAACAAACAUUUUCGGUAAGUGCUGACAAGCUUCUUACACCUCUCGAUUGGAAUCUUUGCCCGUUCUUCACGUGCAAAAGCCUCGAGCUCGGUGAUGUUUGAUGGCUUCUGUGCUGCAACUGCCUUCUUUAAAUUCCACUGAAGAUUUUCAAUCGGAUUUAAAUCUGGUGACUGAGAAGGCCACUCCAGGACGUUCCAGGAUCUUUUUCUCAACCAAGCUUUGGUUGACUUGGAGGUGGGAUCAUUGUCUUGCUGGUUGAUCACCAAGGUUUAAUUUGUCAACAGAAGGCAUCGCGUUCCUCUUGAAAAUUGCCUGGUAUUUCCGGGAAUCCAUGAUGCCAGGUACAUGAUCAAGAUUGCCAGUUCCUGCUGCAGAAAAACAGCUCCACCUCCAUGCUUGACUAUGGGGAUGGUCUUCUUCUGGUCAUAAGCCUGGCCUUUCGUACACCAGACAUACCGCUGGUCCAUAUGUCCAAACAGUUCCAGUUUGGUUUCAUCAGUCCAUAGAACUGUCUCUCAAAACUCUGUAGUCUUAUCCAAAUUCCUCCUGGCAUAUUCUAGUCGACUUUUGAUGUUCCUUGUGGUCAAGAGUAGAGUGUGUCCUGGAGUCCGGCCAUGAAAUCUUUGCUUAUUCAGUGCACGGCUUAUAGUUGCCACUGAAGCACUUGUACCAGCCUUCGUCAUUGUCAUCCUGUAGGCGUCUUGCACUUACAUGGGUUUUUUUCUUAGUUGUCCUGACUAAGUGGCUAAGGGGCCCUUGAUGAAAUUUUGGGUUUUCUUCAACGGCCAGGCAGGUUUGCAGCUGUUUCACAAGUUUUAAACUUCCUUAUAAUGCUUCCAAUGGUGUCUUUUGGAAUGUUAAAUUUUUUGGUAACCUUCUUAUACCCAAGGCCCUUUAGGUGUGAUGAAAUAAUCUCCUCUCUCAGCUUUUGCAGAAGCUCCUUUGUCUUUCCCAUGAUUGCAGCCAACCUUGAAUACUUUCAAGGGUGGGGUUUAUAUAUGCAUCACAAAUGAAGGAUCAUUAUAGAGUUCCCAAAGGCUUAAUUGUGUUUCAACUCCACUUUAGGCCAUAAAAACUGUCAGAAAGCUUUAAAAACAAUAUCAUAUAGGGGUUGAAUAAUUGUGACAUGGCUAUCUUAACAAAAUAUACGGUUACACACAAAUACUACAUCAUGCAUUUUCUGUGUUGAUUUUAUGUAUCACUCAACUCAUAAAGAAGUCAUCCAAAGCAGAAUCUUGCUCUCUGAAAAAAACUUAAUUGAUAAAUCCUUAAAAUCUUUGGGGGGUUGAAUAUUGCUAAUUGUGUGUGUGUGUGUGUGUGUAUAUAUAUAUAUAUAUAUAUAUAUAUAUAUAUAUAUAUAUAUAUAUAACACACACUAGUGCAUCUCAAAAAAUUAGAAUACCAUGAAAAAGUUCCUUUUAUUUCAUAAUUGAAUUCAAAAAGGUAAACUUUCAUAUAUUCUAUAUUCAUUACAUGUAAAGUGAAAUAUUUAAAGCCUUUUUUGUUUUAAUUUUGAUGAUUAUGGCUUAUAGCUCAUGAAAAUCAGGAAUCCAGUAUCUCAGAUUAUUAGAAUAUUCCCUAAGAUCAAUCAAAAAAAGGAUUUACAAUACAGAAAUGUCCAACUUCUGAAAAGUAUAUUCAUUUAUACACUCAAUGCUUGGUUGGGGCUCCUUUACCAUGAAUUACUGUAUCAAUGCGGUGUGGCAUGGAGGUGAUCAGUCUGUGGCACUGCUGAGGUGUUAUUGAAGCCCAGGUUGCUCUGAUAGUGGCCUUCAGCAUAUCUGUAUUUUUGGGUCGGGUGUUUCUCAUCUUCCUCUUGACAAUACCCCAUAAAUUCUCUAUGGGGUUCAGGUCAGGCAAGUUGGCUGGCCAAUCAAACACAGUAAUAUCAUGGUCAGCAAACCAUUUGGUAGUAGUUUUGGCACUGUGGGUAGGUACUAAGUCCUGCUGGAAAAGGAAAUCAGCAUCUCCAAAAAGCUCGUCAGCAGAUGGAAGCAUGAAGUGCUCUAAAAUCUCCUGGUAGAUGGCUGUGUUGACUUUGGACUUGAUAAAAUACAGUGGACCAACACCAGCAGAUGACAUGGCACCCCAAAUCAUCACAGACUGUGGAAACUUCACACUGGGCUUCAAACACCUUGGAUUCUGUGCCUCUCCACUCUUCCUCCAGACUCUAGAACCGUGAUUUCCAAAUUAAAUGCAAAAUGUACUUUCAUCUGAAAAGAGGACUUUGGACCACUGAGCAACAGUCCAUUUCUUUCUCUCCUUAGCCCAGAUAAGACACUUCUGACAUUGGCUCAGGAGUAGCUUGAUAUUAGGAAUGCAAAAGUUGUAUCCCCUUUCUUGAAGAUGUCUGUUUGUGAUGGGUCUUGAUACACUGACACCAGCCUCAGUCCACUCCUUGUGAAGCUCUCCCAAGUUCUUGAAUCAACUUUUCUUGACAAUCCUCUCAAGACUGCGGCCAUCCCUGUUGCUUGUGCACCUUUUCCGGCCACCCUUUUCAGCAAUGACCUUUUGUGGCUUACCCUCCUUGUGGAGGGCAUCAGUGAUCAUCUUCUGGACAACAGUCAAGUCAGCAGUCUUCCCCAUGAUUGUGGUUGUGUGUACUGAACUAGACCGAGAGAUACACUGUGUUCAUACUGUUUUACUCAAACUCGAAAUGAAAUAUUCUAAUAUUUUGAGAUGUUUUUUUGUUUUUUUACUGUAUGCCAUACUGAUUAAAAUUAAAAUAGAAACAUGCUUGAAACAUUUUAGUUUGUGUAAUGAGUCUAUAAUAUAUAACAUUUUCACUUUCUUAAAUAACUGAUGGAAAAUAUUGAACUUUUUCACAAUAUUCUAAUUUUCUGAGAUGCACUAGUAUAUGUGCGAUUUGAGACACAACAUAAUGCUCUGGAAAGGAUUAAGAGACCACUGCAAAAUUAUCAGUUUAUCUGUUUUUACUAUUUUUAGGUAUGUGGUUGAGGAACACGAACAGUUUUUUGUUUUAUCCCAUAAAGUAGUGAAAAGAUUUCCCCCAAAUUCCACAUAAAAAUAUUGUCAUUUAGAGCACUUAAUUGCAGAAAAUGACAACCGGUCAAAAUAACAACAACAAAAAAAAGCUGAAGUGUUUUCAGAUCAAGAUCGUAUUCAAUUUUAAACAGGGAUCCCAGACGUCUGCUAUUUAGCAGAAUUCCGCUAUUUUUCUAGCCAAAGUGGUGGUGGUUUUUUUUUUUUAAAAUCUCUUGUAUAUCCGUUAAAAAUACGUUUAAGUAAAAUGACCAGCAGAAUACGUUCUGAUUUGGUUUGCUUGUUUAGCGAUGUUUUUGUCAGCUUCGUUUGUUCUCGUUGACAUUCGGGAACACUCGGAAGUUAAAUUGAUGUAAAUACCGCGAGACUGUACGCGAUAGAAUGAGAAAACAAUAUGACUGCGCCCAUUUGCUAGAAAAUGUGUUUUAACUCCGUUUGUGCUUUUGUUUCUAAUGCGUUGAACUUAAUUCAAUAUGCAGGGCUGUGAAAUUUCCGCGGAUUCUGUCGCGAAAAAUAUCAUCUUCACAUUCUAUUUUUGCAUUAAAAAUCAUUGGGGGGUCUAGUCGGUUUUAAUCGCCUUGCACGAGACCGGCGGCUCAGCCGGACUUGCGGAGUUUUAUGCCAGCUGAGCGUGGAACACGUCUUGACUGCGACUCAGGAGCAGUGUUGCCAGAUUGGGCGGUUUCAAGUGCAUUUUGGUGGGUUUUGAACAUAUUUUGGGCUGCAAGAUCAGACAUAGUUAAGAUGCCAUCAAAAAGGAAAGCUAAGGAGGUGUUUGAGAGAGAUGCAAAGAGGGCUAGAAAAGAACACACAGACAGACUGAAGGAAAAGAUGAAAAAUAAGUUUGCAAAACAAAGAGAUGGUGUUAAAGAAAAGAAAAUUAAAAGACUUUCAUUAAAUGCUGUUUGACAGACUAUGAACAUUUUGUAAAUAGCUUUAAUAGAGGAAUGCAAAUACUAUAGAACUAAUAACUAAUAGCCUUACUGAAAGAUGAAUUGAAAGAAAUAGCUGGGAGUGAUGCAAAGAGGAAUAGAAGGAGCCAGAAGUAAAAGAAAAGAUGUAAAUAAUAGAAAUAUUAGGUUUUUUUUUUUAAACUUUUGCUCUGUAGACAAGAGACAUUGUGACAGAUUCUUGGAAAAAGCCAGGACAUAAUACAAGAAUUAAGUGUAAUUUGGAAGACAACAGGUAUCUCUCACUUAAAUAUUGAGCAUGAUUUUUCACAAAGUCAUUUUGAAAGGCCCAUCAAAGUUUUCUUUUAUUAACAUUUCUUUAAAUUGUUAUUUACACUUUUUUUUUUUACUUUUAUUUUGAUUGAUUAAGAGAUAAAAUACAUAGGCACUUAUUAGAUAUUUCAAGGUAUUUUACAUGGAUCUUUCAUUUUAAAAGAGAAAACUGUUGAUAGGUAUUUUAUAUGGCAAAACGAAGACCAAGACAAAUAUUUACUUGUUGAAAUCAAUUUUUUACUUGCAGGAAAUGCUCAGAAUACACCAUAUAACACCUAAAAUGGAACUUGGGAUGAGUUCAGAAAUCAAUAUUUGGUGGAAUAACCCUGACAUUUCAUCAGCUUUCAUACGUCUUUCACGUUACUCUUGGGUGACUGUCACUCCUGGCACAAAAAUUCAACCAGCUCAGCUUUGUUUGAUGACUUGUGACCAUCCAUCGUCCUCUUGAUCACGUGCCAGAGGUUUUCUAGCACUGUUUUUGCUCUCCAAACUGGUCUUAUUGAAAGAGGAUAGUGAUGACCACAGCAGUGGUUUUUAUACUUUUCCUCAUUAAAUAAGAUUUGGUUCAGAUGAUCACCUCGUCAUUAAGUAAGUGCGCUUGGGUUGGAAUUCCAGCACAGACACUGGAAUGAAACGUCUAUAGUAUAUAGAGUUUCUGAUUUAAGAAAAAAAAUUAAAGUGGUCUCUUGAUUCCCCCCCCCCAGAGCUGUAUGCCUUGCACUUUAACCUUAGUGCACUUUUAUCAUCUAGCAACCAAAGAAUUUUGCUUGCACUAACAUCUGAUUAUAUAAAAGGUGUGUAGUGGCUAUUUGAUGCCUUUAUGAAAUUAUGCAAUCAUUACUGAGUGAUGCUUUAUUGUGCAGCUAUUAUUAAAAAAAAACCUAAAGAACCAAAGAGUGAGCAUUAUGUUCAUCAAGAUGUUGUGCACUGUACUGAUAAUAAAUAUUUUAAAAAAUGCAAA
Messenger RNA from Neoarius graeffei (lesser salmon catfish), 9051 nucleotides. RefSeq names its product anoctamin 10b (gene ano10b). Lineage: Eukaryota; Metazoa; Chordata; Actinopteri; Siluriformes; Ariidae. Gene Ontology annotation, cellular component: plasma membrane. Bases 333 to 2387 code for a protein of 684 amino acids. Gene Ontology annotation, biological process: chloride transmembrane transport. The transcript has 14 exons. Gene Ontology annotation, molecular function: chloride channel activity. The record is from RefSeq and is a predicted model, not a curated record.